AUGAAUGGCUCCACAGCGCCUCGUUUCGGUUAUGAUGUCCUCUCCGUAUUCGACGUUCCUUCAAACGCCCGAGACUUCCUCGCCGACGUCAUCGAGUCCCAUCAAGCACCAGAAGAGACCGAAGAGCUUUUCCAAGAGAGCCUGCUAGCACGCGCUGCAGACUGGCAUUAUCUGAUCGAAUGUGCCAAGUCCAUGCGAAGAGCUCGCCCGGAAGAUAGAAACAGCUUACAAGCGCAAGACGUCCUUGCCGAUGUAUGGUAUACUCUGAGCGGGCAUGGUCCUCCACCCAGCGAGGAGCCAUGGGAAUUAACCGACAGGCUCAUUGCUCGGGCUAAACAGCUUGAGGUUGACCCAGAAAUCCGACCACCACAAAUCACCGAGCAAGUAGAAAACCACCGACAACAGUGGCUUGGAUCAAAGGGUUUCCCAAAGACAACGACAUGUCUCACAACAUCCCCUUAUUGGUCGGACCAGCCUCAUGGGAGGCGCCCAGAAGGAAUUAAAAAUCUUGCGAAAUGGAAAGAUCGAGCAUGUCUCCCUCUGACUUCUUCACAAGCACGCAUCUCUGCAAUACUACAUUCACAAACGCCCGACAAUGAGACUCAUGAAACUCUGAGUGUUGAUAAGUGUGUUGUAGGGCAGGGUUCCCCGCAAGGAGGCGCUCUGUAUGACAUGACCCUGAUUGUCAAGCCUCAAAGUUCAAUUUCGCCAUACUUUGUGGCCACUUCAGCAUCGGAUGAGGCUGGCCAAGUCAUUGCACUUGCGCGAAAGCGACCACCGAGGGGAACUGUUCCUUCAGUCCCCUUCGCGCCUCUCACAUCGCAGGAGUUUGGCCUUAUCCAAGAAAAGUUUGCCCACGAACCAUUCUGGCUCCUCAUUGUGGUGACGUUCCUGAUUCGGACCAAGGGUACGCAAGCAAUACCUACAUUUUAUAAGGUAAAAGAACGAUUUCCCACGCCAACGCACAUUGCAAGCGAGGAAAACACCGAAUCGCUCGUCGAGAUGAUACGCCAUCUUGGCUUGGCGGAGCACCGCGUAAGUUUGAUGAAGAAGUAUGCGCGGGGCUUCUUGGAUCAGCCUCCAGUUGCUGGCAUCUAUCACAAGGUGAAGAAGUACGACCAAAGAGACAUGGACCCACUGAGUCUGUAUCAACAUGAAGGAAGUAGUGCACUGUUGGUGGACAAGGACUCAUGUGGGCAGGAUCUUUUAGAGGCCUGGGAGAUUGGGCACCUUACACAAGGCAAGUAUGCUCUAGACAGCUGGCGCAUCUUCUGUCGAGAUGAGCUACUUGGGCGAGCGACAGGCUGGAACGGCGAGGACAGAGAUCCUAAGCUUCAGCCUGAAUGGAUGAGGGUUCGUCCAGAUGAUAAAGAACUAAGGGCAUAUUUGAGAUGGAUGUGGAUGAAAGAGGGCUGGGAAUGGAACCCAGACACAGGUGAGCGUACAGUUCUGUGCGAAGAGCUGCGAAAUGCUGUCAAUGAAGGGAGAGUUGUGUAUGAUGAGAAGGGUGGGCUGAAGAUUCAAAGCCUGGCCUAUUCAGAAAAUGCUUUUAUAUUGGGAGAGGAAGAGUUGAUGGCUGAGAGCUAA
Messenger RNA from Fusarium tjaetaba, 1587 nucleotides. Its product is annotated as 5-methylcytosine G T mismatch-specific DNA glycosylase. Gene Ontology annotation, cellular component: nucleus. Lineage: Eukaryota; Fungi; Ascomycota; Sordariomycetes; Hypocreales; Nectriaceae. The record is from RefSeq and is a predicted model, not a curated record. Gene Ontology annotation, biological process: DNA repair. The coding region runs from base 1 to 1587 and encodes 528 amino acids. The transcript has a single exon. Gene Ontology annotation, molecular function: catalytic activity; DNA binding.